AUGUUCGCCCUUGACAUCUUCCAGAGGCUUUACACCGUUAUCUAUCCCCCAACUCCACCUAAAAAUGAUGAUGCUAUUCGGAUCGGGUUGCUAGGAGCUUCGAAGAUCGCACCUUUCGUGGUAGUGAAUCCAGCCAGGUCCCACCCGGAUGUCAUCGUGGCAGCUGUCGCAGCUCGCGAUAGUGAACGCGCCAAAAAGUAUGCUACGGCACAUGGGAUUCCUAUUGUGCACUCAUCUUACCAAGAAAUGCUAGAUGACCCAUCGAUCGAUGCAAUCUACAUUGCUCUGCCAAACGGCCUGCACUACGAAUGGGCCCUACGAUCGAUUCGUGCAGGAAAACAUGUUCUUCUCGAGAAACCAUCAUGCUCAAAUGCUAUUGAGGCAAAGAAGCUGUUCAAUCAUCCAUUGAUAACUGCUCAGAAUGCCCCUGUUCUUCUGGAAGCCUUCCACUAUCAAUUCCACCCAGCCUGGCAGACGUAUCUCUCGGAGGUUCGUAAAUCGCCUGGAGCCAUCAAAUCCAUUUAUGGUGAAUUUUUUGUUUCACCGGGUAUUUUGGGGCCUGACGAUAUUCGCUUCAAAUAUGGCCUGGCUGGUGGUUGCAUGAUGGACGUGGGAACAUAUCCUCUUUCCUCUGUUCGCCAAAUUCUGGGACGUGACAAGAUCCUUGAGCCAACUAGUGUCAGCUACCGGGGAUUACCACCUGGAGCCGAUGGAACAGUCACUGAGCCCCAGAUUGAUGAGGCAGUCGAUGUCACAUACCGCACAACUGACUCGAUCGAUAUCCUCGUACGCGGAGACCAGGUCGCGGAAGGAAACUGGCCUUCCUUUUUCCCAGCGUCGUGGACCCGGAAGUUACCUUCUUUCUAUUGGCCGAAGAACUCUGUUACUUUUGAGCCGGUGCUUGCUGACACGUCGAAUGACGAGGGGAGCCAGCACUUUGUGCAACGGACCUUGACCAUGCGGAAUUUUAUAAUUCCAACUUUCUACCAUCGGAUUGAUAUCUCGGAUGAGCAUACCCUGCGACGCGGAGAUGAAAUAACCAAGACCUGGAAUGAGACAACUUACAAAACGGCAUACAACUGGCCCGAAGGAGACAAGCGUGCCGCAGUAUACAAAGACUGGUGGACUUCAUAUCGCUGUCAGUUGGAAGAAUUUGUGAAUCGAGUCAAGGGUCGUGAGGGAUCUGGUGUGUGGGUUGAUGGAGCAGAGAGUAUUGCGCAGAUGGAGGCCAUUGAUCGAACAUAUGAGAAAGCUGGAUUGCAGAUUCGGCCGACCAGUACAUUCGAGUUGUAG
Messenger RNA from Penicillium cataractarum, 1293 nucleotides. RefSeq names its product Gfo/Idh/MocA family protein. Gene Ontology annotation, molecular function: nucleotide binding. Lineage: Eukaryota; Fungi; Ascomycota; Eurotiomycetes; Eurotiales; Aspergillaceae. The record is from RefSeq and is a predicted model, not a curated record. Bases 1 to 1293 code for a protein of 430 amino acids. The transcript has 3 exons.